Molecule: messenger RNA, 615 nt
Organism: Nematocida homosporus
Lineage: Eukaryota; Fungi; Microsporidia
Exons: 1
Coding region: 1-615 (204 amino acids)
Biological process (GO): reciprocal meiotic recombination
Molecular function (GO): double-stranded DNA binding
Source: RefSeq, a predicted model, not a curated record
AUGCAAAGAACUAAGCCACUAUCUAUGGAAGAGAAGGCCAACCGUCUAGAAGAACUUCUUCACCAGUACGAUACCUUCUAUCGCAUGCAAGAUCUCGAAAAGCUAGCACCCCAACAAAAAGGCAUCAUUUCCACCAGUGUCAAAGAUGUAAUUGAACUACUCGUUUCCGAAGGCCGAGCCAAAGAGGAAAAAACCGGAGGCCGAAGACUCAUCUGGUCCUUCCCAUCCGACAAAAAGAUCCAUGUUGUCCAACAAAAGUCCCACCUCCAAGAAGAACUCAUCGCCACCCAACCCAAGAUCCAAGCCUUCCAAGCCAAAAUCAGCGAACUCCAAGCACAAAGAAACGACACACCCACCCGCCAAGCCAACAUCAGCACAUACCAACACCACCAGCAACAAAUCGUGCAACUAGACCGCCAACUAAGCAUCUACCAAGCCAACGACCCAACUCGAAUCGCAUCCCUCAAAGAAGAAAUCCAAGCCAUCACCCAAGAAAUCAACAUCCACACCGAGAACAUCUUCACUCUCCGCGCCUACCUCAUUUCCAACUUCAAUGCCGAACCCGCCACUAUUGACAAAAGCUUCAACAUCCCCGCCGACCUAGACACCAUCUAG